Parnassius mnemosyne (clouded apollo) is the source of this 1425-nucleotide messenger RNA. The record is from the annotation of a GenBank genome assembly. NCBI's taxonomy places the organism in Eukaryota, Metazoa, Arthropoda, Insecta, Lepidoptera, Papilionidae.
AUGUGGUGGCUCCUAGGACUCUUUUCGGCGCUCGUCGCAUUCGGUGGGGGCUCUACCUUUGCGCCAAACAAGGAGUUACUCGAAUGUGCAAGCCAGAUCCUGUAUAUGAACCACCACGCAUAUAAGAUUCCUGAAAACUACAAUAGAAACAUUCCACCUGGUAAAAACACAACAGUGUACAUCGGAAUUAAUGUCCAUCGAGUGUCUGGAGUUGACGAAAAUAAAGAGGAAAUAACCCUGGAUAUUUUCCUGCAAGUAUCAUGGGAGGAUGGCCAGUUGCAAAUCCCGCCAGGCAUGCCCUUCAUAGACCUUCCCUGGGAGUUUCGACAGUUAAUUUGGACGCCGGAUCUGUACAUUUGGCAACUGCAAACCAUGAGAACUAUGUCCGUAUUACAAGAGAUGGCUUCACUCAGGGUUUACUCAAAUAACACCGUAUCAGUCAACAUAGGAGCUACAAUUACAAUCAAAUGUCAAAUGGACUUUGUCCUUUACCCGUUGGAUGUGCAGAAAUGUGCCAUCGAUUUCGGCAGUUACAAAUACACAUCAGAAGACGUGCGUUUCGAGUGGCACGCGGGCGCGCCGUGGCGGGGCCUGGUCGGGAAGCAGCCCAACCAAUUCCGCCUGCCUAAAUACGUGGUCACAUUCGUCACGGACAAAAGUAAUCAUAUUCGAAAUUUUGGUGAAGGUGAACAUUCGGCGGCACGGUUGCAAAUCAAGUUGUCGAGGGAGCUACGCAGCUACCUCCUUGAGAGUUAUCUCCCGUCAUCGUUAUUCGUCAUAAUAUCGUGGGGGAGCUUCUGCGUAAUACCCGAGAUAGUUCCUGGUCGUAUGGUGCUCCUCGUGACUACACUUCUAUCCCUUAUCACAAUGUUUGACACAGUCAGUACAAACUCGCCAGACGCCCUGGAGCUGAAAUGUAUCGAAGUGUGGUUGAUCUCAUGCACGAUAUUCGUGUUCCUGGCUUUACUCGAAUACUUCGUGGUGCUGUUCGGCAUCCGCUACGACAAAAGCUGGUGUAAGCGACGGCAGGACUUGCGCAGGGCCCAUUCCGUAGCACAGCUCGCCCCUCCGCCUUUACACGUAAACCACUCACAGAGAAUGGGUACACCGGUGACAGGAACGCCUCAAGGCGGCGUCUUUUCACCGCAAAUUAACGUUGAGGACGAAGGUCUGAAGCAACAAUUCUCACAUCAAACAAUACAGAGGGAUUCACCUAUAUUGGAAACGAUGCCGCCAAAUGGGUCAUCAAGAGGCUUUCUAACGCGAGUUGCUACCAUGAUGGACCACGGUGUAAUGUUCUGUGGAGCACAACACGGGGCACUAGAUAAAAUCGCCCUUAUGGUGUUCCCUAUAUGUUUUUUUCUAUUUGCAGUAAUUUACUGGACCACUUAUCUUAGUGAAGCGCAUCGAGCUAUGCACGAGUAA